CCUCCUCCCUUCCCAUCAUCCAGACUUCCAGAGAGAUCAGAGCGAGAGAGAGAGCAAUGCCGACGGGGAGGCUGAGCGGCAACAUCACCCAGGACUGGGAGCCGGUGGUGCUGCGGCGCACGAAGCCGAAGGCGGCCGACCUCAAGUCGACGAAGGCGGUGAACCAGGCGCUGCGGUCGGGCGCGUCGGUGGAGACGGUGCGGAAGGCGGCGGCAGGCACGAACAAGCACCCCUCGGUCUCGGCGGCGGUGGUGCCCGCGCGGAAGCUGGACGAGACGACGGAGCCGGCGGCGGUGGAGCGCGUGGCAGCGGAGGUGCGCGCGGCGAUCCAGAAGGCGCGCGUGGCCAAAGGGUGGAGCCAGGCGGAGCUGGCGAAGCGCAUCAACGAGCGCGCGCAGGUGGUGCAGGAGUACGAGAGCGGCAAGGCCGCGCCCAUGCAGGCCGUGCUCGCCAAGAUGGAGCGCGCGCUCGAAGUCAAGCUCCGCGGCAAGGCGGUCGGCGCGCCCUUGGCGGCCGGAGCCAAGUGAUGGUCCGUGGCUGCUUACGCCUUUCUGAACUCUGACUCCUUAUGUGACUGAAUUCGGCGGUGAAUCCGAUGUGCUGUUUGCGUUGUGGGCUGGGCUUGUGGAUCAAUGAUGGGGAUGUAAAUCCGUAGGGCAUGUGCAGUGAUUUCUACAAAUUUCGGGCGAACUUGUUGCUAAGUCUGAUGGUAAUGACAAGUGGUUAAGAUUUGGUGAUUACUGAUUUCGAA
Phragmites australis (common reed) is the source of this 751-nucleotide messenger RNA. RefSeq names its product multiprotein-bridging factor 1c-like. The transcript has a single exon. The coding region runs from base 57 to 527 and encodes 156 amino acids. Gene Ontology annotation, cellular component: nucleus. Gene Ontology annotation, molecular function: DNA binding. Lineage: Eukaryota; Viridiplantae; Streptophyta; Magnoliopsida; Poales; Poaceae. The record is from RefSeq and is a predicted model, not a curated record.